UUGGUGCGCUUAAAAGGCAGCUUGUUGCGAGAUGCUCAACUACAUUAAGGAAACCAUAAUGGCGCCGUCCACACGUGGUAAAUGCAACCAAAACUCAAAUUCCAAGGAAUUGGACAAGGAUCGAGAUAAGGACAAAAGCCCGGAACAACCAUCUCCUGCCAAGAUGAAGGGCUACAAAAUAACUGACAAUGAACGCUCGCGAAAAUACGGCAUAGGUGCCAACUCAUUGGCAAUGCUUGUGCAGAAGGCACAGCUCAAGUUCCCGCUUCAGGAGCUGCACAUAUAUCUGGCCCUCGACGGCUUCGAAGUGUCCGAUGAUGAGUAUUUUAACAGUUUGCCAGCCCAGACGCUGUUAAUCGUUGCUGGCCCCGACGCUGUUAUCACCACAGAUGCGGAUUUUGAGUUUGAGAAAAUGCGUCAACAGUCGCCGCUGCUGAAGGUGGCCGACAUUUUUUACGACUUCAUUGAGCAGCAUCCGGACAAGUUUCGACGCAUGAUUAUGGAAUACGAACAGCAGAAGCAGCAACGUGCCUUGGACAACACCAAGGCACACUUAAGCCUGAAGGCCGAACAUAUGGAAUGGUUCGAGGGCAGCGAGGAGCGCUUCCAAUCCAAGGAGGAGGCCAUGGCCAUGCGGGCGCAGACACGUGUGCGCGGCUACUACUACAAGACAAAGGAGGAGCUGACGCGCACUCCGCUGUACAGGCAGAAUUCGAAGGCGCGUCAGGUGAUCAAUUCGGUGCUGGAGCAGUUUCGCUAUCUACUCAUCGGCUGCGAUUAUUUCUCCAUGAUGUUCAAUCGCAAGUGCCAGCAAAAGCAUGAAAUAUUGCUACAGCAAAUAGGUGAGGAGCAGCCAGAUGCGGUGAGUGUACCCAACAAGCGGUUGCGGCAAGUGAUUAAGGAUUACACUGUCCGAAAUGCAAUACUGGACGAAUGGUCCGUUUCGUUGUGCACGGAUCUGGGCGACUUCUAUUGCCAGGGCGCCUACUCGGACAAUGGCAAUUUCUGCUCGAUGCAGCACACCAUAAAUCCGUAUGCCUCGCGUGAGAAUCUCAUAUUGUUUCAAGUGUGGAAUCUUGACCAUCAAAUCGAGCUGUGUCGCUCAAUUUUGCCGGCCUUGGUGGACAAUGUCCAGGAGCUGGUAACACAACCGCAGCGCAAGUGUGCGUUGCACAAGAAACGCGUUGUAGACAUCUCUGUGCUGGAAUACUUUCUGGAAAUAUUCUCGCUAAAGAAUCUCAAGUUGGUUCACAUUGUAUGCCAUGAAAAGGUGCAGCGUGUCAAUCGCUCCAAUGGUCGUCUCUUAUGCGCCGAUUGCCACGAGUAUCGCAUAGUGCAGGAGCUGAUGGAUCUGCAGACGGCGCACACAACUUCCUAGAGAAUUAAGUGUUAGGCAAAUACACUAAAGCAAUAUAUUAUACAAUAAAUACAUAUACUAUUGUCUUGUAUACAUU
Drosophila grimshawi is the source of this 1454-nucleotide messenger RNA. It is a transcript of the gene Drep4, whose product is annotated as DNA fragmentation factor subunit beta. Gene Ontology annotation, molecular function: DNA endonuclease activity. NCBI's taxonomy places the organism in Eukaryota, Metazoa, Arthropoda, Insecta, Diptera, Drosophilidae. Bases 32 to 1378 code for a protein of 448 amino acids. The record is from RefSeq and is a predicted model, not a curated record. The transcript is spliced from 4 exons. Gene Ontology annotation, cellular component: cytoplasm; nucleus. Gene Ontology annotation, biological process: apoptotic DNA fragmentation; apoptotic process.